GUCCCACACUAGGCGUAUAAAAGUCAAAUAAUUAAGCGUGCCGCACACAAGUGACGACUCGGCGUGUUUAUUCAUUUGUAUUCUUCUCAUCUGUGAGACCCGAAGAAGCCAGGAGAUGCCAAAGUGUCCCAAAUGCAAUAAGGAGGUCUACUUUGCGGAGAAGGUGUCGUCGCUGGGCAAGGACUGGCAUCGGCCGUGUCUUAAGUGUGAAAAGUGCGGCAAGACGCUGUCCUCCGGCUCUCAUGCUGAGCACGAUGGCAAACCAUACUGCCACAACCCUUGCUACAGUGCACUGUAUGGACCUGGAGGGUUUGGACACGGCGGAACAGAGAGUCACGCUUAUUAAGAAGCGGAGGAAACAAGUGUGGCGUCCUGCAGACUUCAUACAGUCAUGCAAAUAAAUACCAAAAAUAAUCUAUAAAUAA
Messenger RNA from Nerophis lumbriciformis (worm pipefish), 425 nucleotides. It is a transcript of the gene crip1, whose product is annotated as cysteine-rich protein 1. The record is from RefSeq and is a predicted model, not a curated record. Lineage: Eukaryota; Metazoa; Chordata; Actinopteri; Syngnathiformes; Syngnathidae.